AUGAAUGAAAAGAUCUCUGAAGAACCAGGAGAUCCAUUGGCCCCAUUUGGAUCUCUGACAGAGAAGAAAUGGGGGAACAACACCCAACAGAUGAAGGAGCUGGAAAAGGGUCUCCUGCUGCUCAGCCUGGGAGAUGUGGGGAGAUCUGGGCAAGAACCAGGCAGAAGAUCCUGGAGGAGGAAACCAUCAGUUCAGAGGUCCAGUGCUGGAACUUCAGGAAUGUCCACUACCAGGAGUCCAAGGGGCCCCGAGAGCUUUGCAGCCACCUCCACCACCUUUGCCAUCAGUGGCUGCAGCCAGAAAGACGCACCAAGGCUCAGAUGUUGGACCUGGUGAUCCUGGAGCAGUUCCUGGCCCUGCUGCCCCUGCAGAUGGAGGGCUGGAUACGGGAAUGUGGGGCAGGGACCAGUUCCCAGGCGGUGGCCCUGGCCGAAGGCUUCCUCCUGAGCCAGGCGGAGGAGCAGAAGCAGGAGGAGCUGCAGAGAUUCUGA
Molecule: messenger RNA, 491 nt
Organism: Candoia aspera
Lineage: Eukaryota; Metazoa; Chordata; Lepidosauria; Squamata; Candoiidae
Product: zinc finger and SCAN domain-containing protein 9-like
Exons: 2
Coding region: 69-491 (140 amino acids)
Source: RefSeq, a predicted model, not a curated record